AUGAGCUAAAUUGAAGAAAAUUCAACAACAGUUUAAAAAGAUCCUACAGAAUUUACACCAACUUCCUUUAAAGUUAUUGGAAAGAGGGAAGAUAUUCCUGUGCUUAAAGAAAUAGGAUAAAAGAUUGAUGAAUCAAAAAGAUUAAAAGAGGAAGGCAAUUAGUUUUUUAAGCAAAAAGAUUAUAAAAAAGCUCUUUCUUCCUACAACAAGGCUAUUUUAUAUGUAAUCGGUUUAGUAGGUGAAAAUGAUGAACACUAUUAAUAUGGAAAUGCUAGCUCGAAGCUGAACGAAGAACAAGACUUAAUAGUAAAAGAGCUUAAAUCUAGCUUAUAUUUAAAUAUUUCCUAAAUUGACCUAUUUAACAAAAACUAUGCAAAAUGUAUUGAAAGAGCAACAAAAUCUCUUGACAUUAAAUAGACAGCAAAGGGAUACUACAGAAGAGCUAUCGCUUAUAUGGAGCUAAACGAUUUCUAGCGCUCAUAAUAAGACUUUUAAAAAAGCCUUUAAUUGGACUAAACACUAGAAAAAGAUAUACAACAAAAAAUUUAGAUAUUAAAGCAAAAAGAAAAGCAAGAAGACAAAAAAUCUUAAGCUUUCUAUUCAAAAAUGUUUAAUUGA
Molecule: messenger RNA, 618 nt
Organism: Tetrahymena thermophila SB210
Lineage: Eukaryota; Ciliophora; Oligohymenophorea; Hymenostomatida; Tetrahymenidae
Product: tetratricopeptide repeat protein
Exons: 1
Molecular function (GO): protein binding
Source: RefSeq, a predicted model, not a curated record